ACUUCCCACUGCCAUGAACUGACCUGCUACAUUGUUGUUGACGAAACAUGGGAAUUACCCACACUUUGUUGCACAAUUACAAAGGCAGUUUAUGACACAAUUUACAGCGGCUGUAAAAGUAAGUGAUACAGUAACUUUUAUCUCCGGGUUUACUCAAUGUGAGAGUUAAGACCUCAGACGACUCUGAGAGUUUGACAUUAUAUCCUGCAGACGCUGCUACAGGAAACACGGACACACAUCGUCACUGUACGCCGUGCAACCUCCGGUGGUGACAGCUCAUCAAUAACACGGCAAUUCAUUUGUCCCGACUGGGCUGCUGUAGCAUUAAUAAAAGCAUUGACAACGACAAUGUGCUCGGUAAUAUCGUUAAGCAGGGUCACAGCGACUCACCGGGCUCUGGCUCUCACGCUCCGCCCCAGAGGACACACCGAGGGUUGGAGCUGCGCAGUAACCGAGGGCAGGCGCCUCUGUCCCGGUGUAGGUUAUAGCUGUGAUCCGCUACAAGCUCCAAGGAGAUCCUACUGCUCCAGGAUGGCGCUGAAGGAAGGACUCCUCUUCAGACAACUGUUUGAGACCGAGAGCAGCACCUACACAUACCUGUUAGCAGACACGGACACCAAGGAGGCGAUUCUCGUGGACCCCGUGCUGGAGACCCUUGACAGGGACCUGAAGCUCAUACAUGAAUUGGGGCUCAAUCUUAAAGUUGCAGUAAACACUCACUGCCAUGCGGACCACAUCACAAGCACCGGGCUGAUGAAGAAAAGAUUGGUGGGGCUGAAGAGUGCAAUCUCCAAAUUCAGCGGUGCCUCUGCAGACAUCCAACUGUCAGAGGGAGACAAGAUCCCCUUUGGAAAACACCAUCUUGCCGUGAGAGAGACCCCCGGUCACACUGAUGGGUGUGUGACGCUGGUUACAGAGGAUCAGAGCAUGGCUUUCACUGGAGACGCUCUGCUCAUCAGAGGAUGUGGCAGGACAGACUUCCAGCAGGGCUGCCCUGAGACGCUCUAUCAGUCAGUCCAUCAGAAGAUCUUUACCCUGCCUGACCAGUGCCUCAUCUACCCUGCACAUGACUACUUAGGCCAGACGGUGUCAACAGUCAGUGAGGAGCGCAGGUUUAACCCGCGGUUGACGAAAAGCAAGGAUGAGUUUGUGAAGAUCAUGAAUAAUCUGAAUCUCCCCAAGCCAAAGAAAAUAGAUAUUUCUGUACCAGCUAAUCUGGUUUGUGGAGUACAUCAAGUCUGAAGGUCCUGCAAAGGAAAACUUCAAAUCACAUCAUCUCCAUAAUAUGAAAAUAAUCAACUACUAUCUCAGCAAGAUUAACCACGAUCACAUUGUGCUUUAUUCUGUGUAUUUAUGUAAAUAUAAGGAUGUAUAUUUUAGAAGUUACUUGAUCUACUCAUUGAUUGCAUCUACUAUGAUCAUGCCUAAAGAAACAUGGAAAAUCACUUUGAAUGGUCACUGAUCUUGUAACAGGUAAUGGUACCUCAGUCAGAAACUUGAGCUAUUUUAACCUUCCUUUAACAUUACCUUUGUUAGCUUGUUAGCUGUUAGCCAAAGAGAACAGUGACAGAGGAUGAAAGUAAAAGAGUAAGAAUGAGUGACUGAGUGAAAGCUGUAUAAGAGUAAAUCUUAACUGGAUGUACAGCGGUUUGGAAAAAGAGAAUUGCACUCCACCUUAAUGGGGGCCAAGCUGCAAAAAAAAGCUGUUUCUGCCUAACAUUGCUUCAAAAUUAAUAUUAAAUCAGUUCUGUUUUAGCAAGCCAAAAAUGAAUGUUUAAUGUGUAUACAUGAGGGAAAACCACUAGUGCUGAUUUUUAAUGAAAUAAAGAUGCAUGUUUCUCUACA
Notolabrus celidotus (New Zealand spotty) is the source of this 1845-nucleotide messenger RNA. RefSeq names its product ETHE1 persulfide dioxygenase (gene ethe1). The coding region runs from base 349 to 1242 and encodes 297 amino acids. Gene Ontology annotation, molecular function: sulfur dioxygenase activity. Lineage: Eukaryota; Metazoa; Chordata; Actinopteri; Labriformes; Labridae. The transcript is spliced from 7 exons. The record is from RefSeq and is a predicted model, not a curated record. Gene Ontology annotation, biological process: glutathione metabolic process; hydrogen sulfide metabolic process.